GCUUCACCUCUCACUUCCUCUUCAUCGGUGGCUAUGGCUUCUCAUUGUCGUCGACCCUUUCAACGGCCACCACAAUCACUCCAACCACCUUCCAGGGCCGAAAACGUACCAUUUUCAGGCACUCGAGUUCCCAUGGAUGAAGUGCGCUCUUCAAAUCAAGUUCCCAUGGAUGAAAUGGAUUCUUCAAAUCCAGUGAAUGUAUUCGGAUCCAUGUUUUCAGAUCAGGCAAAACAAGUUCAUCCUGAUAAAAAUCCGAGUGACCCUUUGGCAGCUGAACAAUCUCAGACUUAUAAUGAAGAGUGGCAAAGACUUAGAAGAUGGGCUACAACUUGUGUAGCGAUGUAUGCUGCAUAUAUGGCAAUUCUUGUUUCGGUUUAUCAUCGCUCAAACUAUUUGGAGAGAUCAAUCUCUAAUGAAGGAGAUUAUGAACGACAUGCUUUGAUGGAAAGACUUACACUAAUGGAUAAUGAAGAUUGUUAUAAUAAACUACAUAUGGGAAAGGAUGCAUUCGCAAGACUAGUAAACAUUCUUCGGGGAACAGGUCGUCUUAGAAAUAGUGCACAUAGUAAUGUAAAAGAACAAGUUGCCAAAUUCCUUCACAUUGUUGGUCAUAAUUUAAGGAAUAGAACUAUGAAAUUUUAUUUCAAGCGUUCUAGUGAAACUGUUAGUCGUCACUUUCAACAAAAAUCAAGGACAAUACCAAAUAUUGGCCCUACUUUAAGGUAA
Molecule: messenger RNA, 726 nt
Organism: Vitis riparia (riverbank grape)
Lineage: Eukaryota; Viridiplantae; Streptophyta; Magnoliopsida; Vitales; Vitaceae
Exons: 4
Coding region: 34-726 (230 amino acids)
Source: RefSeq, a predicted model, not a curated record